AUGAACGAUAUUGACUGGUCAAGACUUGAGUCCAAGUCAGUGCUGUUGACUGGCGGAGCGUCUGGUCUUGGUCUGGCAUCUGCUAGAUCAUUCGCAGCUGCUGGUGCAUACGUCACAAUUGCAGACAUACAAGACGAAGCAACAGUCGGACACGCUCUUAUCGACGAGUUCACAAAACUCGGACAGCAUGUUAACUACGUUCGCUGCGACGUGACCGACUGGGAUAGUCAAGUCGUGAGUUUUCAGUCUGCCGUCAAUUUUAGCCCUAAUAAGGUCCUCGAUGUGGUGGCCAUGUUCGCAGGAGUCACUAGCGAACCUGGAAAUAUCAUGGAUCACAUCAUCAAGGUCAAACUCGACUUAGAUGCCAUUCCGGAGAAGCCCGAGAUUCAGUGCUUGGAAAUUAACCUGAUCGGUGUAUACUACUCUGCAUACCUCGCGUUACAUUACUUCCGCUUCGAACCACAGGCGCGAGCAGAUUCACUGGAUCUAGCCUCACUCGAACGUACCAAAUUGGAAGCUCAGGACUCCAUGGCACAACGACCAAGCACAACUGAGGAUACCCACCCUGAAGGAACCAGUACCUCAACAGAGCCAAAGUCGACCAAGUCUCUCAUCUUCAUCAACUCGCUGGCCGGCUACAUCGAUCUUCCAAAACACACAACCUACAGUAUGAGCAAAUUCGGUACUCGUGGCAUGUUCCGCAGUAUCCGAGGAUACGCGAGAAAAUGGGAUGUUCGCUGUAAUCUAGUCGCACCAUGGCACAUCAAGACACCAAUGACAGAAGCCAUUCAAGCCUUUAUGAGAAAAUACAAAGUGCCAGAGGGUCAGGGGAUCAAUUGGGCCGACAUCCGAGACGUGGUGGAUGUCGUCGGAAAAUGUGCUGUGAGUGAGGACCUCAAUGGUCGCGCUUUCGCCAUUAUGCCCGAUGGGAUUUUCGACCUAAAGGACGAUCUUGAGACUGGUUUUGGCGGAGAAGAGUUGAUCGGGAUCAUGAAGACGCGUCGCGAGGCUGGCGACACAAUUGCCUGA
This is a messenger RNA of Aureobasidium subglaciale EXF-2481, 1029 nucleotides long. RefSeq lists its product as uncharacterized. The record is from RefSeq and is a predicted model, not a curated record. Gene Ontology annotation, molecular function: oxidoreductase activity. The transcript is spliced from 2 exons. The coding region runs from base 1 to 1029 and encodes 342 amino acids. NCBI's taxonomy places the organism in Eukaryota, Fungi, Ascomycota, Dothideomycetes, Dothideales, Saccotheciaceae.